Molecule: messenger RNA, 522 nt
Organism: Arxiozyma heterogenica
Lineage: Eukaryota; Fungi; Ascomycota; Saccharomycetes; Saccharomycetales; Saccharomycetaceae
Gene: TOA2
Product: transcription initiation factor IIA subunit gamma
Exons: 1
Coding region: 1-522 (173 amino acids)
Biological process (GO): RNA polymerase II preinitiation complex assembly; transcription initiation at RNA polymerase II promoter
Cellular component (GO): transcription factor TFIIA complex
Molecular function (GO): TBP-class protein binding; RNA polymerase II general transcription initiation factor activity
Source: RefSeq, a predicted model, not a curated record
AUGGCAAUCCCGGGUUAUUAUGAAUUAUAUCGUAGAAGUACAAUUGGCAACAGUUUAGUAGACGCAUUAGAUACAUUAAUCAGUGAAGGUAGAAUCGAGGCGUCUUUAGCAAUGAGAGUCUUGGAAACUUUCGACAGAUGUGUAUCAGAGAUUUUAAAAGAGCAAACAUCGUCAAAAUUGACUGUUAAAGGUGAUUUGGAUACUUAUGGGUUCUGUGAUGAUGUUUGGACAUUUAUUGUCAAAAAUUGUUCGGUUAAUGUAGAAAAUGUUUCCAUUAAUAAUUUAUUAAAUAUCAAUAGUAACAUAGAGAAUGGCGAAAAUAUAGAUAAUAAUAACACUAAUAAUAGCAACAACAACAAUAAUAAUAAUAACAAUAAUAAUAUCAGCAAUAGCAAUACUAAUAACAACAACAGUAAUAGCGGUAGCGGUAGCAAUAAUAGUAAUAGCAACAGUAAGAAUAACGAUGUUAUUAAAGUGGAUAAAUUAAGGAUAGUAGCAUGUAAUUCAAGAAGAAGUGAAUAA